AAGAAAUUCUUUUGGCCGCGCCGCACUACUCGCAAAGGAAACAAUAAUGAGGAUUCGCUGUGUACCGUAGCCAAGGACAAAGAGGCCGCCUUUCCUUGCGCCAUUGGCCACGGCAAAGUGAUACGAAAGCCAGCUUGGAGCCAUGCUUCUCCAGCCUCACCAUUUGGUCAUCCUGCUCCUCGUCGCUGCAGGUCUCUGCCUCGCGGCCAGCGGCAGCGUCGGCGAUGAGGGUAUGCAGUUCACGUACAACGGCUUCGCCGGCGUGAACCUGACGCUGGACGGCGCGGUGGUCAUGCCGAACGGCCUCCUCAUGCUGACCAACGGCACCAUACAGACGAAAGGCCAGGCCUUCCACCCGUGGCCGCUUCCGUUCCGCACGGCGCCGAACGCCACACGGUCCUUCUCGACCACUUUCGUCUUCGCUAUCUUCGGGCAGUACUCCGAUCUGAGCAGCCAUGGCGUGGCCUUCUUCGUCUCCGCGUCCAAGGAGGUGCUCUCCACUGCGCUGCCAAGCCAGUUCUUGGGCCUGCUCAACAGCACCGAUGUCGGCAACCAGAGCGCCCACAUCUUCGCCGUGGAGCUGGACACCAUCUUCAACGCCGAGUUCCGUGACAUCAACAGCAACCACGUCGGCAUCGACGUCAACAGCCUCGUGUCCCUCGAUUCCACCGACGCCGGGUACUACGACGACGGCACCGGGCGCUUUCAGAAUCUAAACCUCAUCAGCCGGAAGGCCAUGCAAGUGUGGGUGGACUACGACGGGACGGCCACGGAGAUCACAGUGACCAUGGCUCCCCUGGGCAUGGCCAGACCCAAGAAGCCCCUUCUGCAGACCACCGUCGACCUCUCGGGUGUGGUGCAAAGCACGGCGUACGUCGGUUUCUCAUCGGCGACGGGCAUCCUGACCACACGCCACUUCGUCGUCGGUUGGAGCUUCGCGCUGGGCGGGCCAGCCCCGGCGCUGGACAUCCCGGCUCUGCCGGCCUUGCCGCGGGCCUGGCCAAAGCCGCGGUCCAAGGUGCUGGAAAUCGUGCUCCCCAUAGCGUCGGCGGCGCUGGUUCUCGCUGUAGGCAUCGGGAUUUACGUCUCUGUGCAGCGGAGAUCGCAAGCAUCGGACGGCUUCGGCACCGCAAUCUCGUGCCGUUGCUUGGUUACUGCCGGCGCAAAGGGGAACUUCUCCUGGUUUACGACGGCCUGAGUGACCACGGCCUCGCGCGCCUUCGUGGUCGCCCCGACCACGAACCUGGCGACCGCAACUGUAGUACUAGUAAUGAAGAAGGGCGACCGAUCUGCCAGCUUCUUUUGGACCGCCAGCAAAGCAAGGGCGGGCGCGGGCGCGCGGCUGUACGUGCACCCGAGACACAUGCACAAUUAACUCCGUCCUUUCUUUUCGAUGCCCCGCGCCGCCUAAUUAACUCCGUUCUGCAUCUUUAUUUUUCGAGGUAAUUGCACCACAAGUACAAGAACUUGCACUCUAUGUGCAUUUUCAUACGAGAACUUGCAAAACGUGUUCAGGUGGUACAAGAACUUGUCCUGGAUGUGCACCGUUGGUACAAGUGGUGUCUGGAGCUGCCACGUGUCCCUGGUGCACCGUCAAAGCGUUUUUGCAGAGAAACCCUUACUGAAUUCGAGAUUUGAGGGGACAUAUUGAUGACGUUUUCGUUGUAUAUUGGACAUUUUGGCCACGCAGAA
Molecule: messenger RNA, 1692 nt
Organism: Lolium perenne
Lineage: Eukaryota; Viridiplantae; Streptophyta; Magnoliopsida; Poales; Poaceae
Product: L-type lectin-domain containing receptor kinase SIT2-like
Molecular function (GO): carbohydrate binding
Source: RefSeq, a predicted model, not a curated record